Elgaria multicarinata webbii is the source of this 3221-nucleotide messenger RNA. Its product is annotated as protein adenylyltransferase SelO-like. The record is from RefSeq and is a predicted model, not a curated record. Lineage: Eukaryota; Metazoa; Chordata; Lepidosauria; Squamata; Anguidae. The transcript is spliced from 20 exons. Bases 216 to 1958 code for a protein of 580 amino acids.
AGUUCCUUCCUUGAGGCGAGGGAGGCUCUUGAGCCGUCGGAGGGGUGGAGCACGGAGUGCGGCCUCCGCGGCUGCUUAUGAACGGCGGGAAAAGAGGGUCCAAGCCGGCGUCAGCGGGGAACGAAGACCACCAAGACCACCUCCCUGCCUUUGUCAGGAGAAAUUAGGUUCCAUAUAGACUUGAGCCUUCAUUAAGAAAAGUUCUAGAACUCACUAUGUCAAGGUAUUGUGUAGCUCCAUGGUUAUUCACUUGGUUGAUGCUGAUAUGUCAGUCUGGAUGCUAUCUCCUGGACCCAAUAAUUGCUACAAGUUGCUUUAGCCAUGUGCAUAAUUACAUCAACAAAUCAAACUUGGAUCAAGACUAUUGUGAAAGAAAAAGGAAAUUAUUGUCUCUUUGUGGAUGGAGACUUUCUACAGAAAAAUUCACAGCUAAAUUUGCCAUUGAUCGUAUUCAAGAUAAUUAUGUUCGUGAAGUGCGAGAUGUCAUCUUUUCAGUUGUCUACCCUACGCCGUUUAAAUCCAGAGUUCUACUUGUAGCUGUUUCCAAGGACGUCCUAGAAGACAUCUUGGACUUGGACAUGUCUGUCUCAAGCUCAGAGGAUUUUCUACAGCUUGUCAGUGGUGCAAAAGUUACCUUGGAGUCUCUGCCCCUUGCCCACAGAUAUGGUGGCCAUCAGUUUGGUAGUUGGGCAGGACAGCUGGGUGAUGGAAGAGCCCACUUGAUUGGUAUUUAUACAAACAGGUUUGGUGACAGAUGGGAAUUACAGCUGAAAGGUUCAGGAAGGACACCGUACUCUAGGAAUGGGGACGGCAGAGCUGUGCUUCACUCUUCUGUUCGAGAAUUCUUGGGAAGCGAGGCCAUGCAUUAUCUUGGAAUUCCUACCAGCAGAGCAGCUAGCUUGGUUGUAAGUGACGAUGAUGUGUGGAGAGACCGGUUCUACAACGGGAAUGUUAAGAAGGAAAGAGGUGCAAUAGUCUUACGUGCUGCCAAAUCAUGGUUUCGAAUAGGAUCGUUAGAAAUAUUAGCCCAUUCCGGAGAACUGGAUUUGUUAAGGGGGCUGCUAGACUUUGUCAUAGAUGAGCACUUUCCAUUCAUAAAUAUGAAUGAUUCAAAUAGAUAUCUGGUCUUUUUCUCCAGAGUAGUAUCUGAGACUGCAAAUUUGAUUGCCUUGUGGAUGUCAGUAGGCUUCGCUCAUGGUGUGUGUAAUACAGAUAAUUUCAGCCUGUUAUCCAUAACCAUAGAUUAUGGUCCUUUUGGGUUUAUGGAUUCUUAUGAUCCAGACUUCGUCCCAAACACGUCUGAUGAUGAAAGACGGUAUAAAAUAGGAAACCAAGCAAAUGUUGGGAUGUUUAAUCUGAACAAGCUGUUACAGGCUCUAAACCCUUUAUUGGAUCCCAGACAAAAGCAGCUGGCUUCUCAGAUACUUGAGGAAUAUCCUGAACAGUAUUAUAAACGCUUUGCAGAAGUAUUCAAAGCAAAACUAGGUCUCCUAGGUGAUGGUGAGGAUGAUAACUAUUUGAUUGCAUUCCUCCUAAAACUCAUAGAAGAUACAAAAGCAGAUUUUACGAUGACUUUUCGGCAGCUCAGUGAGAUUUCACAAGACCAGUUGAAGGACCUCAGAAUUCCCAAGGAGUUUUGGGCUUUGAAGGAUGUGGCUAAACACAAGUUCUUUUCCAGCUGGGUUGCUAUGUACCUCCUGAGAUUAAAAAGGAACACAGACGAUUCAGAUGCCAAGCGAAGCAGAAGAAUGACCAGUAUUAAUCCUAGGUACGUGCUCAGAAAUUGGAUGGCAGAGUCAGCUGUCCGAAAGGCUGCCAGGAAUGAUUUUUCUGAGGUCCGCUUCUUGCAGAGGGUUUUGCAAGACCCCUUUCAGGUGCAGACAGUGGCUGAGAGAGCUGGUUAUGCACAACGCCCCCCUGCUUGGGCCAAGAACAUUAAAGUCAGCUGUUCUUCUUGAUGAAAAGAAACGGUGAUCAAAAUUAAAUGAAGGAACAAAGACUUCAAAUAAGACCAAAGCAUUGUGGAGAAAGACCGACCAUACCCACCAUAGCAGCCAUUUUAUGAAUGGGCAAGGCCCCAGCAACCAUUGUGUGACAGUGCUCAUGACAUUCUCAAAGUUCCAGAUGUGUUCACUGACCCAAAAACAUUAGCGACCCAUCAUAGCUAAUAUUUUUGUUUUGGUGUUUCUGUCAGUUGCACAUACUGUUGUUUUUCCUGUUAUGUCAUUCAGUGACUCCAUUGUUCUCUCCCUCUUUCAAAACCUUUCUUGACCCAAUUUGGCUGUAUCCCUUUUAGCCUAGUUAGUGUGCAGUGUUACCUAGACACCUUCCUAUAAGGUCCCCUGCUCUCUUCUGGCUACUUCUGCAUUCACUGCAAACCCAGCAGUCUCCCAUUCUCACACUUGAUCUACGGUUGCUGGAAGCAGAGUUGACCCACUUGCCUUCUCCUUCCCACCAUUUGAAUUUCCUAGCAACAUACUGAUCUUGUUCUGCCACCAUUGUGGGAAUUAUCGACAACUGUCCAAGAUUCAACUGAUGGUGCUUUCUAUAAGAGGACUCCAAAGACGCAAUCCUAUGCAUAUUUAGCAUGGAAUAAGUCCUACAAUUCCCAACGUUCCCUAGCGAGCAUGGGAAAUGCUGGGAAUAUACAUUGGGAGUUGUAGGACUUUCCCCCCCUGACUAAACAUGUAUAGGAUUGCACUCCAAAUGUCUGGUCUAGGAGCUAGGAUAGUCUGCAUUUUGAGGAUUUUAUAAAUAACCAUUGCAUAGGAUAAUUCAAACUAGAUUCCAGGAGUCCAAAAUGUUAGAACAAAAUCUCAGCCAGCAACAGUUCCAGCAGAUCAAGGAAUAUUUUGCCUAGAGAUCACAGCAACACAGCAUGAGGCAGCAAAACAUGUGACUGCAUGAGCAAACCUGUCAAACUCUUGCUUGAUGAAUACAAUGCAGGCUUGCUCAUACCAAGAACCAUUUAAUUUUGUUGUAUUUACCAUCCAUAGCAACAUUCAUUCCUAGUGUCCUUGCAGCUGAUGGUGAAACCUCUGGUUGGCAAGAUGGUUCUGUGGAUGAGCCAUUCUGGGUCCAAGGCCCCCAAGCUAUUCCUACUUCCCAAUUUAAAAUCACAGGGGUCCAAUUUGCAAGAAUCUGUAACUUAUAAUAGCCACUAUGAUCUUAACUGAAAUUGCGUAAAGGAAAUAAAAAAGAUGGAAAUCCAUCUUUCCAAA